GACGACGACGAAGCACAGUUCCCACUUCUCUCACCUAACAACGGUCUUCUUCUUCAUCAUCUUCUUCCGCAUUUCGAGUUCAAAUUUGAUUUGAAUCGCCGCCUCCUUGAUUCGAAUCCUGCAAUGGCGGCUGACGGAGCAUUGUCGUACUCGGUGGCGUCCCUGGUGGAGGAUGUGCUCCAGCAGCACGGAAGCCGACCCCGCGGCCUCGAUUUGGACGCUCGUCGCGCCGAAGAAGCUGCAAUGAGGAGGUAUGAAGCAGCACAGUGGCUGAGAAAUAUGGUGGGAGUGGUGGGAGGGAAAGAUUUGCCAGCAGAGCCAUCGGAAGAGGAAUUCCGGGUUGCUUUAAGGAACGGAAUCAUUCUCUGCGGCGCACUCAAUAAGAUUCAACCUAGCUCCGUGGUCAAGGUGGUUGAGACUCCGUGUGAUGCCAUGCUCAUCCCCGAUGGAGCUGCGUUGUCAGCCUAUCAGUACUUUGAGAAUUUGAGAAACUUUCUUGUAGCAGUGAAUGAUUUGGGAAUCCCUAGCUUUGAAGCAUCUGAUAUGGAGCAAGGAGGGGCAUGCUCCAGGAUUGUCAACUGUGUUUUGGGCCUCAAAUCAUUUGCUGAAUGGAAACAAACAGGUGCAACGCCUGUUUGGAAAUUUGGAGGAAAUGCAAAACCAACUGCAUCCGCAAGACAAAUCAUGCGAAAAAAAUCUGAGCCAUUCAUGAACUCAUUGUCAAGGGCUGUGUCAAUGAAUGAUCGGUCUUUGACUGCUUCAGAGGCUGAGACUGAGAGAAAUACAAUGCCUACUUUGAGCAACCUUGUUCGUAGAAUUCUGUCAGAUAAGAGGCCUGAAGAGGUUCCAAAUCUUGUAGAGUCUAUAUUAAAGAAGGUUGUUGACGAGUUUGAGCAGCGUGUGGCUAGCCAAAGUGAAGCACAAAGCAGAGCAACUUCCAAUGACUCAAUUCGGUCUCUUGCUUACAAAGGAACCUCUAUAAAUAACUCUAGGAACACAAAGGUUGAACAAGCUAAUACGGCAAUGGUGAAAAAAGAGGAUGCCAUUAGUGACUUAGAACUUAAAACAAGAUGCACAAGUCACCAAACAAUUGUUGAUCAACAACAAAGAGAUCUUAAGGAGCUUAAACAAACUCUGUGUACUACAAAAGCAGGCGUACAGUUCAUGCAAAAGAAGUUUUAUGAGGAACUCCAGAAUAUUGGCCAACACAUACAUGGCCUAGCACAUGCAGCUUCAGGCUAUCAUAGAGUUCUUGAAGAAAACCGUAAGCUUUACAAUCAAGUCCAAGAUCUUAAAGGAAGUAUUAGGGUCUAUUGCAGAGUAAGACCUUUCUUACAUGGGCAACCAAGCCAUUCAAGUAUCAUAGAUGACAUUGAAGAAGGUACAAUUACAAUUCACGCUCCAACAAAGUAUGGGAAAGGAAGCCGGUCUUUCAAUUUCAACAAAGUGUUUGGACCAUCUGUAACUCAAGGGGAGGUAUUUGCAGAUAUGCAACCACUAAUCAGAUCAGUCUUGGAUGGGUUCAAUGUUUGUAUCUUUGCUUAUGGUCAAACAGGGUCAGGGAAAACUUAUACCAUGAGUGGACCUAAGGAUCUCAGUAAACAAAAUGAAGGGGUAAACUACAGGGCUUUGGGAGAUCUGUUUCUACUUGCAGAGCAAAGAAAGGACACAUUCCAUUAUGAUGUAUCUGUUCAAAUGAUAGAGAUUUAUAAUGAACAAGUCAGGGACCUCCUUGAUUCUGAUGGUCUGAACAAACGACUAGAAAUCCGUAGUUGCUCUCAAGGACUCGCUGUGCCUCAUGCAAGUGUCGUUCAUGUAAGUACAACUUCAGAUGUUAUAGAUCUGAUGGAUUUAGGGCAGAGGAACCGGGCAGUAGGGGCAACAGCACUCAAUGACCGCAGUAGCCGCUCUCACAGUUGCUUAACCGUUCAUGUACAAGGAAAAGACCUAACAAGUGGAACAAUCCUCCAUGGUUGUAUGCAUUUGGUUGAUCUUGCUGGAAGUGAGAGGGUGAACAAAUCUGAAGUAACAGGAGAUAGACUUAAGGAGGCACAACACAUAAAUAAAUCUCUUUCAGCUCUUGGUGAUGUCAUAUCUGCCCUUGCCCAAAAGAACACACAUGUCCCUUACCGGAACAGUAAACUUACCCAACUUCUCCAAGAUUCUCUAGGAGGUCAAGCCAAAACACUUAUGUUUGUCCACAUAAGCCCCGAACCUGAAGCGUUAGGAGAAACAAUCAGCACACUAAAAUUUGCAGAACGAGUUGCGACAGUGGAACUUGGUGCUGCCAGAGUAAAUAAAGAUUCCGCUGAUGUAAAAGAGCUUAAGGAACAGAUUGCUUCUCUGAAGGCUGCCUUAGCAAAAAAGGAAAUGGAACCAGUGCAUCAAAAGAUGCCACACAGUCCAUGUAACAUGCCGGUUGGAUCUAACAAUAGGAAACCAAUGGAGGAAGUAGGCAACAUAGAGGUGAACAACUCUUCACCAUGGCAAAAGAGACAACAAAGUCUUGAUCUUGAAGAAGAUAUAUAUGGAAAUUCUCCUCUCUGGCCACCAGUCAACAGUCCUGGAGGGGCUUAUUUUUUGGAUGAUAGGGACAUUUCGACGGGGGAGUGGGUGGACAAGGUCAUGGUCAACAAGCAGGAACCUACACCUGGAGUAAAAAACCCGCUUGGCGGUUGGGAAGCAGAAAAUGGUGAGGUGCAUAGCAUUCUUCACCAGAAAUACGUCUCAGAAAAUUCGCACAAUCUUUUCCCAUCAGCCAAUCAGUUUGACAGUACUGCAACUGAUGACUUGGAAGAGCUUGGUCCUGCAACUAGUGAUUCAUCUGAUCCAGAUUUCCUUUGGCAACUCAAUCGUCACUCGAAGCUUAGUAGUGUGGCCACUGGGGUCGGGUCAAAGAUCCCAAAACCAAGCACAAAAACAGCAAAAAGCCCAAACUCUGGGGCCUCGGCUCAUAAAACAGGCUCGAGAAAGAAAAAUGGGAUUGCCCAAUAUUCUCAGCUUAGCGGAAGACUGGCAACUCCAGUUGAAAUGAAACGCAAAUCUGGGAGCCGGAAGUAGGGGAGGGGAAGUCACUGAUUGUGAGAUAUGCUAUUUUUAAAAUCUUUCUUGUUCUUCACAUUGUUUAUUGGGAGUUGAGUGACAACAAGGUCCAAUGUAUAGUGUUUUUCAAUCAUGCUACCCUUCUCCACGUUCUCAUUUUCUGUUUACAUUUGUUGGCUGCUUCUAACAGAAGCACAGGUCAUGAAAUAGAGCUCUUUGAAGCUUUUUCUUGUAAAUUUCAUCAAUGUAUACACUUUUGGGCAUUUCUAAUGAAAAUGGUCUGAUGUU
Messenger RNA from Cuscuta campestris, 3330 nucleotides. The record is from the annotation of a GenBank genome assembly. NCBI's taxonomy places the organism in Eukaryota, Viridiplantae, Streptophyta, Magnoliopsida, Solanales, Convolvulaceae.